Messenger RNA from Selaginella moellendorffii, 1204 nucleotides. RefSeq names its product translocase of chloroplast 34. The coding region runs from base 135 to 1088 and encodes 317 amino acids. Gene Ontology annotation, cellular component: chloroplast outer membrane. The transcript has 7 exons. The record is from RefSeq and is a predicted model, not a curated record. Gene Ontology annotation, biological process: intracellular protein transport. Gene Ontology annotation, molecular function: protein-transporting ATPase activity; GTP binding. NCBI's taxonomy places the organism in Eukaryota, Viridiplantae, Streptophyta, Lycopodiopsida, Selaginellales, Selaginellaceae.
GGCAGCACAUUGCCCUUAUCCGCGACCGCGAGGGCUCCUCUCUUUCGGGUACGUGAUUCUUGGUCUAGAUUCAAGCGCGCGGCGCCACAUUCGCAGCUGGAGUAAUCGAUUGAGCGCGCGCCGCCACUCCAGGGAUGGGAAGCACCAAGGAAUGGUCGGGCAUUAACCAAUUCCCCGUUGCUACGCAGACUGCGCUCCACGGGCUGCUUGGCAAGGUCCGGCAACAGAAUGUGGAUAGCAUGACUGUUCUAGUGCUUGGAAAAGGUGGAGUUGGAAAAAGCUCUACGGUGAAUUCUAUAAUUGGUGAGAGAGUAGCAGCCGUGAGCGCCUUUCAGUCGGAGACUUUGAGGCCGCUCUUCGUUUCACGGUCCAGAGCUGGAUUUACUUUGAACAUUAUCGACACUCCCGGUUUGAUCGAAGGUGGAUGGGUGAAUGACCAAGCACUAGAGAUUAUCAAGAGGUUUCUCAUGGACAAAACUAUUGAUGUGGUUUUGUAUGUGGACCGGCUCGAUGGUUACCGAGUUGAUAGCCUCGACAAACAAGUCAUCAGGGCCAUCACUCGUAGCUUCGGUCCUCAAAUCUGGAAGCUUUGUUUGCUGGUGUUAACUCACGCACAGCUUCCUCCUCCGGACGGUGCUAGCUAUGACGACUACGUGCAGCAGAGAUCCGAGGGGCUCUUAGCGGCUAUAAGGCAUGAAGCUGGCUUCAAGAAAACCGAUCCCGACAUACCUUACGCUCUCGUGGAAAAUAGUGGGCGUUGCAGCACUAAUGCUGGUGGUGAAAAGAUUCUUCCAAAUGGAACCGUGUGGGUUCCAAACCUGGUGGGACGGCUCGUGCAAGUGGUGACCAACGAGCACCCAUCACUGCUGGUGGACAAGAAGCUCAUCGAGGGUCCCAACGCGAAUAACAGGGGGAAGCUUUGGAUCCCGCUGGUGCUGCUCGCACAGUAUUUCUUGGUGGUGCGACCGAUCCGAAAAGCCAUCGAGAACGAUAUCCAGGAAGAAACCCGCCGAAAGCCCGCCUGGGAAACUUUCGUGGAUGACUAUAACAGCUUGAACGAGAUCAAUGCCAGCCGGAGGGGGCGCUAGAAGAGAAAAUUUUUGUUUAAGCAUAUCGAAUAUUCUUGAAGGUUUGAUGUGAGCCGUCGAUUACAGGCUUUCGAUCCUGGUCGUUUAUGAGGAAUAUACGUGUAACGGCUUUCGCA